Schistocerca americana (American grasshopper) is the source of this 1101-nucleotide messenger RNA. Its product is annotated as glycine-rich cell wall structural protein 1.8-like. The record is from RefSeq and is a predicted model, not a curated record. The coding region runs from base 50 to 883 and encodes 277 amino acids. The transcript has 3 exons. Lineage: Eukaryota; Metazoa; Arthropoda; Insecta; Orthoptera; Acrididae.
CCAGCAGCAGCCAGCAGCGCACUCACCAGCCGCGAUCCAACGCUGCACCAUGGCCUUCAGAGCACUGUUGGUGCUCCUGCUCGCGUCGGUAGUCCUGCACGAGGGAGACGCCGGAGGAUUCGGCGGGGGCGGAGGAGGCGGCUAUGGCGGCGGCGGCUACGGAGGAGGAGGGGGCGGAAAGAAGUACAUUCUUCACGUUCCCAUCAAAGUGAAGACGAUACAUAAAUACAACACUGUCUACAAGCACAUCAAGAAAGGCAGCGGCGACUACGUCGUUGGUUACACUAUAGAGGAUGGUCAUCAUGGAGGUGGAGGAUAUGGAGGAGGCGGAUACGGAGGAGGUGGAGGAUAUGGAGGAGGCGGAGGAUUCGGAGGUGGCCACGGAGGAGGAAUAGCCAUAGUGGGUGGAAUAGGGGGCGGUCAUGGCGGAGGCGGCGGCUACGGAGGCGGCGGCUACGGAGGCGGCGGAUAUGGAGGCGGCGGUGGUGGCGUGAAAAUCGCCAUCGUCGGAGGAAUAGGCGGAGGCCACGGUGGCGGAGGAUACGGAGGUGGCGGAGGAUACGGAGGCGGCCACGACGUAGGAGGCGGCUACGGAGGAGGCGGCGGCGGAUUCAGCAGUCACGGAGGAGACAUCGGGGGUGGAUACGGUGGAGGCGGUGGCGGCGGCUUCAGCAGCCACGGAGGCGACAUCGGAGGCGGAUAUGGAGAUGGUGGCGGUUUCAGCAGCCACGGUGGAGACAUCGGAGGAGGUUACGGCGGAGGCGACAUCGGAGGUGGAUACGGAGGCGGCGGUGGUUACGGCGGAGGUGGCGGCUUCAGCAGCCACGGAGGAGACAUCGGAGGUGGUUAUGGAGGCGGUCACCACGGCCACCACAAGAAGUGAGGCCCCAGUUUUCUGCAGUGACGUCGCGCUGCAGUCUUCUCUCUCUCAGGGUGCGCCGGGCUGUGCGCCCAAAUUGCGGUCCUCGCAGGAACCGCUCCGAGCCAGUAACCACGGCUAUCAGCCAGUAACCACGGCUACCAGCCGUAACCAAGGCCACGAAGGCGAGGAAGGAAUCGCUGUGGCCACUUCCUAGUCCCGGCAGCAGAAGCUGCCACUUC